UCCCAAUUAUCCACGUAGCUGCCAUAGUUUACUGUCGCUGAGGUCGUUAGCCUGAUAGGUGGCAUUCAUACACAUAUAAUUACUGACAACCAAGAGGAAAACAGUGGCUUUUGAAACAAUGACAUUAGGCAUUGACUUCGAAACUCUGUACCAAGACUUUUUGGUAACAUGCCCCCAUAUAUGCCAGACAUUGUUGUGGGUUUUGCUUGGAAAAAUUCUCACUUAAAUAGCAUCUCUGUUAUCUCUGAAUCAGAUGCCAUCUAUCCCUCCUCUCUCAUCAAUCCAAAAAAGGACAUCCUCGUAGAUUCAUUGUUGGGGAACUAAGAGUGAAAUCUUUACCUAGCAAUGGAUAGAAAUCAGUUGGGAGUUCUUACUGCACUUGAUACCGCCAAGACGCAAUGGUACCAUUUCACUGCAAUCAUAAUUGCUGGGAUGGGAUUCUUUACAGAUGCAUACGAUCUAUUUUCCAUCUCACUUGUUACCAAGUUACUCGGUCGUAUAUACUACCAUGUUGAUGGAGCAGCAAAACCUGGAACGCUGCCUCCAAACGUCGCCGCCGCAGUCAAUGGAGUUGCCUUUUGCGGUACUUUAGCUGGUCAGCUCUUCUUUGGUUGGCUUGGCGACAAGUUGGGCCGAAAAAAGGUCUACGGCAUGACCCUGAUGCUUAUGGUCAUCUGUUCUAUUGCUUCAGGACUUUCCUUUGGACAUUCUGCAAACGGUGUAAUGGCAACACUUUGUUUCUUCAGAUUCUGGCUUGGUUUUGGCAUUGGAGGUGACUAUCCGCUCUCUGCAACAAUCAUGUCUGAAUAUGCUAAUAAAAGGACUCGUGGGGCAUUUAUUGCGGCAGUGUUUGCAAUGCAAGGAUUUGGGAUUCUUGCAGGUGGGAUUUUUGCUUUAAUUGUGGCCUCUGCCUUUGAUCAUGCGUACAGCGCCCCUACAUAUGAACGUAAUCCAGUAGGAUCAACCGUGCCAGAAGCAGACUACAUCUGGCGAAUCAUCUUGAUGUUCGGGGCUAUACCAGCAGCUAUGACUUACUACUGGCGAAUGAAGAUGCCUGAGACAGCUCGUUACACAGCCCUUGUCGCCAAGAAUGCGAAACAGGCAGCUUCAGACAUGUCCAGAGUACUGCAGGUUGAUCUUGAUGCAGAAGAAGAGAAGGUGGAAAAGAUAUCUCACAACCCAACAAACUCAUUCGGCCUUUUCACUAAACAAUUUGCUCGUCGUCACGGGCUUCACUUGCUUGGAACUACUGUCUGCUGGUUCUUGUUGGAUAUUGCAUACUACAGUUCAAACCUAUUCCAGAAGGAUAUCUUUAGCGCAAUCGGUUGGAUUCCCCCAGCUCAAACAAUGAAUGCAAUUCAUGAAGUAUUUGUUAUUGCAAGAGCACAGACACUUAUCGCCUUAUGCGGUACAGUUCCUGGAUACUGGUUUACAGUGGCUUUUAUUGAUAGAAUAGGAAGGUUUAUCAUCCAAUUGAUGGGAUUCUUCUUCAUGACUGUGUUUAUGUUUGCGCUGGCAAUACCUUAUCAUCACUGGACACUGAAGGAUAACAGAAUUGGGUUCUUGAUCAUGUACUCACUGACAUUCUUCUUCGCGAAUUUUGGACCCAAUGCCACAACAUUUGUAGUGCCAGCUGAGAUUUUCCCAGCAAGAUUAAGGUCAACUUGCCAUGGAAUAUCAGCAGCUUGUGGAAAGGCAGGUGCUAUUGUUGGUUCAUUUGGGUUCUUGUAUGCUGCACAGAGUACUGACCCUACAAAGACUGAUGCUGGUUAUCCAACUGGGAUCGGAAUGAAAAAUUCACUUAUUGCGCUUGGUGUGAUCAAUUUCUUUGGAAUUUUGUUCACUCUGUUGGUGCCCGAGUCAAAGGGGAAAUCUCUGGAGGAGCUAACAGGAGAAAAUGAGGAUGAACCACAAGAAGAAGCUAUUUCAAGUAGGACAGUUCCUGUAUGAUUUGGCUACUAUAAAGAAGGUAUUAUCUUGUAAUGGAAAAUUAAUGUAACUUCUCAGGUUUUAGUUUAUCAUGCCUCUCUGUGCUGAAUAAGUAUCGACAUAAUGUAAGAAUAUAUAUAUAGUGCAAUCUCAGAUCCAUUUAUCAA
Ricinus communis (castor bean) is the source of this 2096-nucleotide messenger RNA. RefSeq names its product probable inorganic phosphate transporter 1-5. The record is from RefSeq and is a predicted model, not a curated record. NCBI's taxonomy places the organism in Eukaryota, Viridiplantae, Streptophyta, Magnoliopsida, Malpighiales, Euphorbiaceae. Gene Ontology annotation, biological process: phosphate ion transport; transmembrane transport. The transcript is spliced from 2 exons. Gene Ontology annotation, cellular component: membrane. Gene Ontology annotation, molecular function: phosphate transmembrane transporter activity. Bases 346 to 1950 code for a protein of 534 amino acids.